Strongylus vulgaris is the source of this 1133-nucleotide messenger RNA. The record is from the annotation of a GenBank genome assembly. Lineage: Eukaryota; Metazoa; Nematoda; Chromadorea; Rhabditida; Strongylidae.
AUAUGCGGCGGUGAUGUGUGCAAUCCCGAAAUUGCGACAUCAUGUCCGGAUCCAGAAAUCUGCGAGAAAACCCCUUAUGGAAAUUGGCGCUGUUCUUGCCCGGCUGAUCUUGGAUGGAGAGAUCCACAUACUGGAGCUUGUAAAAUUGGCACGCGUCCAGCACCAACGUCAGAAUCGCAUGAUGAAUGCAACCCAGCGCAACAGAAUACCUGUGGACCCAAUGCAAAAUGUAUUCGUGGACCUGAGGGAGAGUUUAUCUGCCAAUGCAUGGCUAUGUGCGAAACGCCAAGUCCGACAAAUGCCAACCACCUGGAACUUGUGACCCAUCUAUCCCCAAUUCCUGCGAUGCUAGGAAAAAGGAGGUCUGCUUGCGAGGGGCCAAUUCAAAAAAUAAAAAGUUCUCCAGAAAUGUUUAAUUCUUUGAAUAAUCGAUUGUAUGUUUUAGUGAUCGAUGAAUGCUCAGCCGGAACGCAUGAUUGUGAUGUGAAUGCUAGAUGUACUGAUACAGAUGAAUCGUUCAUCUGUACUUGUAACCCUGGAUUUUUGGACAAAUCUCCGGAUCAGACGAGAAAACCAGGACGAGUCUGCACGCAACUUCGCAAUGAAUGCCUUGAGAAUCGCCACAACUGCUCGGUAAAUGCCGACUGCAUUGACCUUGCUGAUGGAUUCCUCUGCAGGUGUAAAGAAGGAUUUGUGGAUGUAUCGCCAAAUAUCAAAGUUUUUGCUGGAUUAGAAUGUCGUGCAUUAGUUGAUGAAUGCGCAUCGAAGACUCUGAACACAUGCCAUGAGCAUGCGAUUUGCAUUGACACUCGCGAUGCAUACAAAUGCCAAUGUAAGGAGGGCUACGUUGAUCAUGAUGAGCUGAGAAAUCCAGGAAGAGACUGCAGAAAAAUAAACCAACUCUGCGAAUCUGGUCGUCAUGAUUGUGACAAGAACGCCCAGUGUAUCGAACGUGGAACCAACGACUACGAAUGCGUUUGUAAACCAGGAUUCCUGGAUCGAAGCCCGCUACCUCAUAGACCUGGUGGGUUUAUAAAUGUGCUGUUCAUAAAUUUGAACUUGAGACCUUACAUCUUGUUUGAACUUAGUUUUCACUCAUCUCCCUAUAAAAUUGUUGCAUUGAAAAUUUGAUU